GUUGUUAAAUCAUAGAUUAGAUUAGAUAAGGAAAAACAAAAACCAGUUAACCAGCUUGUUCUGAAAUGAUGAGCUUAAGUACACUGGUUGUUGCUUUUUCUUUAAAAUGCAUCAUCAUCUACCUCCUUCUACUGCAGCUGAGCCUCCAAACUGUCUCCACUGGAGGGAAUGAGACAGAUUAUCUUGCCUUGUUACAGUUCAAGUCCAAUAUUGUUCAUGACCCUCAAAAUCUGAUGAGCUCAUGGAAUGAUUCACUCCAUUUCUGCAACUGGGAAGGAAUCACAUGCGCCCGCAAACACAGAAGAGUCACCAUUCUUGAUCUUCAAUCAAAAGGGUUAGUGGGUUCUUUGUCUCCUUAUAUAGGAAACAUGAGCUUCCUUAGGGAGAUUAGUCUUCAAAACAACACAUUGCAAGGUGAAAUCCCACCUGAGUUAGGACAUUUGUUCAGGCUGCAAGUUUUAAACCUUGGCAACAACUCCAUUGAAGGGGAAAUCCCACAUGACUUGUCCAAUUGCUCUAAUCUUCUGUUUCUUCGAUUAUCGCGCAACAAGCUAACAGGGAAGAUUCCAUCUCAGCUUUCCAAGUUGUCUAAGCUUAUUAAUCUUUAUAUUUUUUAUAAUAAUUUGAAUGGACCUAUUCCGCCUUCCAUUGGCAAUCUUACCUCGUUGGAAGGCUUCUCUGUACGAAGAAAUUCCUUGAUUGGAACAGUUCCUGAUACCCUUGGCCAACUCAAGCACUUGUCACAGUUUAUAAUUGCCGGGAAUAAACUCUCAGGUAUAAUUCCUCCAUCUAUUUAUAAUAUUUCAACCAUCACUGAAUUUUACGCAUAUGAAAAUCAGUUUCAUGGAAGUAUUCCAUCAAAUAUUGGUACUCUUCUUCCUCAACUUCAUGAACUACGGAUAUGGGGAAACAGUUUUAGUGGUCCUAUUCCUGUUUCAUUAUCAAAUGCUACCAAACUUGAGAAUAUCGAUGUAGGAGAAAACAGCUUCACUGGAAAAGUAGAAGUGGACUUUGGAGGCCUACAAAGACUACUUUUUUUAAGCAUGGGUAGAAAUAAUCUGGGAACUGAAGAAGGUGUCGAUGAUUUGAACUUUAUUGCUUCUUUGCUCAAUUGCAGCCAUUUGAGUGCUAUUGAGUUGUCUAGUAGUAGGCUAAAGGGGGUUUUGCCGAAUUCAAAGGCUAAUCUAUCAUCUCUCAAUUUUCUGUCGAUUGGGAAUAACCAAAUAUAUGGAGAGCUUCCCCAAUGGUUUUUUACUCUUGCUAGCUUAACAACAAUGAGUAUACAAUUUAACCAAAUUUCAGGUAUUAUUCCGGCGGAGAUUGGUACUCUUGAAAAGAUACAAAGGAUAUAUCUUGAUCAUAAUAGAUUAUCAGGACCAGUUCCAUCAUCCAUAGGCAACCUAUCAUCAUUGAUUUCGCUUCAAUUGGGUGAAAACAAUUUUCAUAGUGCAAUCCCUUCUAAUCUUAAUUGGCAUAAGUUGUUAUUCUUGGAUCUUUCUGGAAGCAAUUUCAUUGGUUCCAUUCCUAAACAACUUUUUUCUAUCUCUACAAUGUUAGUUACAGUAGAUUUAUCUCUAAACAAUCUUGAAGGAACACUUCCUUCAGAAAUUGGCAAGUUGUUCAAUUUGUAUGAAUUCUAUGUUUCAGAAAACAACUUGACUGGCAAAAUUCCAAAUGAACUAGCUCAGUGCCAGAGCCUUGAAAUCCUAUACAUGGAUGGUAAUAAUUUUGAAGGUACAUUACCCUCACCAUUUGCUUCUUUGAGAGGUCUUCGAAUCUUGGACCUAUCUCGAAACAAUUUAUCAGGUAAAUUUCCUAAAUAUCUAGAGACGUUGUCAUUAGAACAUUUGAAUUUGUCUUUUAACUACUUUGAAGGAGAGGUUCCAAUCAAAGGUGUUUUUGCCAAUGGAAGUGCAAUAUUUGUUGAAGGUAACAAUAGGUUAUGUGGAGGCAUACCAGAACUCAAGCUACCAAGAUGCAUAAAUCAAGAAUCUAAGAGAAGAAAACUAGACAUUGUCAAAUUUGUUACAAUUGCAGUCGCAGGUGUUUUUUGUUUGACCAUCUUGUUAAUCUUAUUACACUAUAAAUUUAGAAAGAAGAACAGCAAAGAGAGACUUUCUAACAACAUACCGGGAAAAGCAUUUGUAAAUCUUUCAUAUGAGAAGAUUCUAAAGGCAACUAAUGGGUUCUCUUUAGAGAACUUACUUGGUGUCGGAAGCUUUGGCACUGUCUAUAAAGGAAAUCUUAAAGAGAAUGGAGGAUUCGUUGCAGUAAAAGUAAUCAACCUUCAACAACAAGGUGCUGCAAAGAGUUUUAUGGCUGAAUGCAAUGUCCUGCAAAACGUACGUCAUAGAAAUCUUGUGCAAAUCAUAACUUCUUGCUCAAGUAUUGAUUUUCAAGGAAAUGAUUUUAAAGCACUGAUUUAUGAGUAUAUGCCAAAUGGAAACCUUGAAAAUUGGUUGCAUCCAAGUUCAGAAAUGUCUACUGAGCCGAUUGAACAGCCAAGUCUAAACCUUCUUCAAAGAAUGAACAUCGCCAUAGAUGUUGCGAAUGCACUAGAUUAUCUUCAUUGCGGUUGCCACGAGCCAAUCAUUCAUUGUGAUCUAAAGCCAAGCAACAUUCUUCUUGACAACGACAUGGUUGCGCACAUUGGAGAUUUUGGUCUAGCAAAAUUUCUCCCUCAGCUAAUGAAUCCAGUUCAAAGUAGUUCUAUUGGUGCAAGAGGAACAAUUGGCUACACAGCUCCUGAAUAUGGCUUAGGGAGUCGACCAUCAACAAGCGGAGAUGUUUAUAGCUAUGGGAUCCUUUUAUUGGAAAUGGUGACAGGAAAAAAACCUACUGCUGAUAUUUUUGCAGAAGGUCUUACCCUACACAAUUUUGCUAGAAUGGCAUUAUCUGAUAAUGUGUUGGAGAUCGUAGACCCAGUUCUCUUACGAGAAGAUGAAGGUGUAAUAGAAGCAAGGAAUGAUCACUACAAAAAAGUUGAAUGCCUAAUUGGCAUGAUCAGAGUUGGGGUUUCAUGUUCAACAGAGUCUCCUCGAGAUAGAAUGGACAUAAGUAAUGUAGUUAAUGAGUUGCUCUCAAUUAGAAAUAAUACAUUAGAAUUAUAAAAGCAGGACUAUCCAUGUAAAGGAGUAAUUUAUUACUUCAACUUUACAUUUACUUUGCGAAGAGCAAUAAAAUCAUUUAGUUGCUUUA
This is a messenger RNA of Jatropha curcas, 3198 nucleotides long. Its product is annotated as putative LRR receptor-like serine/threonine-protein kinase At3g47570. NCBI's taxonomy places the organism in Eukaryota, Viridiplantae, Streptophyta, Magnoliopsida, Malpighiales, Euphorbiaceae. The record is from RefSeq and is a predicted model, not a curated record. Gene Ontology annotation, biological process: protein phosphorylation. Gene Ontology annotation, molecular function: ATP binding; protein binding; protein kinase activity.